GCCAGCUGGGCUAUCUUCUUUCCACUCUCUUUCCCUUUGAAUCCCUUCCCUGCUCCUCGCAGCCAAGAAGCGACCAUGGACGGCUCGCCCCAGGUCAUUCUGGCUGCCCACGGCCGCCAUUGGCACAAAAAGACCAUAUGGCAGGACUCUCUCGCCGUUCCCACCUAUGCGGCCACCAUUUCUGUUGUAGUUCUUCUCCUUCACCUUGUUAUCGUUUCACGACCAGUUCAAAAACUUUGGGCUCGUGUAUCACCUCCGAAAGACGAAGAUUUCGACGCCGUCGCCGCACAAGACGAAAGUCCCAUACCUGCGGAAGGUGUUGUCGCUGAAACCAAAGCAUUUGUUCAAAGUCAUGGCGGACCGGUCCAUUUUGUCUACAAGAUACUAAGGCUACUCGGAUGUUUCGCUUUCCUUGGCAUAUGCGCUGCCACCUUCGUCUUCGAGGAGGGUCUCGCUGAGGACUCUGAUUUGACUCUUCUCCUCCGGAAGCACCGGAAAGACCCUAAGCCCGACCAAACUCAGAGUGCCUUCUCGGACGAAGAGUGGCUCCAGUUCGCUCUUUGUAUGACAGCCACCUACGCGUCGCUCCUAGCUUUGAUCUCCGUGGGCACACGACCACGCUGGAGCAAGCUCAUAUCCAAUCAUCUAGCUACUAUUCUAUUGGUCACCUUUGCCGUGUUCAUCUAUCGGGACAUUUACCCCCUAUUGACCUUCACUAAGCAACCUCAAGACGUCCAGGAAGGCUGGCUGCUAUGGUCGAGGCUGAUCGUUUUAGGUCUCAUUGCUGUCGUGUUUCCCUUGGUGUUCCCGCGCCAAUAUAUCCCUGAAGACCCCACUGACCCAUCGAGCGAGCCCCAUCCAGAGCAGACAUCGUCCUGGUUAUCGAUGUUCCUAUACUUAUGGCUCGAUCCCAUCGUCCUAUUGGCCUACAGAGUUCCCCACUUGUCUGUUAACCACUUGCCUCCUUUGGCUGAUCACGACCGCUCCGCCCUUUUAAUGAAACGGUCUUUGCCGCACCUGGAUCCCUUCUCAGGUAGCAAGCGUAGACAUAUAUUCUUUGGUUUCUUGAAUAUAUUUGGAGUGGACUUCUGCGUCCUUGCAUUGACGGUCUCUCUUCAGGCGAUCUUCUCUUUGUCUGCACCGUUCGCCAUCAAAAAUCUUCUUGAGUACUUGGAGACUAAAGGGCUGGGUGCAGUCUUCCGCCCAUGGGUAUGGAUCGCUGUCCUUUUCCUCGGACCCAUGGCAUCGUCGCUCGUCUUUCAGUGGUACAUUUUCAUUGCGACUCGCCUCCUGGUCAGGACCGAGGGUAUCAUCACUCAGCUCGUGUUCCAACAUGCUCUUCGUAUCCGGAUGAAGGCAGAAUUGCCAGAUUCAAAGUCACCUGACGGAAUGAAUACACCCUCAGAGGCGUCGGAAACGGCUUCGCUCGCCGACUCUACGAUUUCGGUUGGAGAAGACAACACUGUAGCCAACGAGGCGCAAGUUCACUCGAGUGCAGCCAGCGUCACUUCAUCCAGGAAAGGAAAGCAGAGAGCAGCAUCGGCUCAUUCCAGGGCGACUUCAACCGCAUCUGUGCCGGCUGACUACAAGCCUGAAUCUAGCUCUGACAACCUUAUUGGCAAGAUUAACAACCUUGUCAGCACUGACUUGAGUAACAUCACGGAUGGCCGUGACUUCCUCUUGUGCUUCCUAUACAUCCCAUUGCAGGUUGGCUUGUGUAUGGUGUUCCUCUAUCAGAUUCUCGGCUGGAGCGCGUUGGUCGGACUGGCCAUCAUGGCCGUCACCUUCCCUCUUCCUGGGUAUGUUGCCAAGUUGAUCCAGACUACUCAGAAGCAAAAGAUGAAGAGGACCGAUGCCCGUGUUCAGUCCGUCACCGAGACCAUGAACGUUUUGCGUAUGAUCAAGCUCUUUGGUUGGGAGUCCAGGAUGGACGAAAAGAUCUCUGAAAAGCGAGAGGAUGAGCUAAUCUUCACCUGGAGGCAGAAGGUUCUUGAGCUGGUCAACAAUAACUUGAACUUCAUCAUUCCCAUUUUGGUCAUGCUGGCCACCUACGCUACAUACACCCUCAUCAUGAAAGAAACACUGAGCGCUGGCAAGGUCUUCUCUUCCAUGUCGGUCUUUGAUAUCAUGAGGGACCAGCUUCACAUGGUGUUCUACAUGGUACCAAAGAUGAUGCAAGCCAAAGUUUCCCUGGAUCGUGUCAACGACUUCCUUUUCGAUACUGAGUUGCUCGAUAUUUACACCGAGGAUGACGAAGCCGCCCUGCUUUUCCCGCCCGAUGAGGACAAGUCUGACGAGAUCGGUUUCCGUGACGCCAAGUUCUCUUGGUCGAGCGAGGGAAGCGGUGCUCUCACUCCCUCCAAGCGCAAGUUCAACUUGCGCAUUGAGGACGAAAUCCUUUUCAAGCGUGGUCGUAUCAACUUAAUUGUUGGCCCAACGGGUUCAGGCAAAACUUCACUGUUGAUGGCUCUGCUAGGCGAGAUGCAUUUCAUCCCGUACAGUCCCAACUCCUGGUUCAACUUGCCGCGUAAAGGCGGUGUGUCCUAUGCUGCCCAAGAGUCUUGGGUGCAGAACGAGACUAUCAGGGAUAAUAUUCUCUUCGGCGCUCCUUAUGACGAAGCCCGGUACAAGAAAGUCCUGUAUCAAUGUGCCCUCGAACGUGACCUUACUCUGUUUGAGGCUGGUGAUCAAACUGAGGUUGGGGAGAAAGGUCUUACCCUCAGUGGUGGCCAAAAGGCUCGUGUUACUCUGGCUCGUGCGAUUUACUCGUCAGCCGAGAUCAUCCUGUUGGACGACGUGCUUGCCGCUCUGGAUGUGCACACUGCGAAAUGGGUUGUCGACAAGUGCUUGGGUGGUGACAUGGUCAAGGGCCGUACGGUCAUCCUUGUGACACAUAAUGUUGCGAUGGCGAGCACCGUUGCUCAGUUCGUUGUGUCUCUAGGCUCCAACGGACGCGUCCUCAGCACCGGCACGAUCAGUGAUGCCGUCACCGCCGACAGCGGUGUGGCUGCUGACAUGGUAAACGAGCAGGAGCUGAUCGAGAAGGACGAAGAAGUGAUCGAUGCCCCUGCAGAGGGAGAGACUAAGGCCGGCCCUAAGGCUGAUGGCAAGCUGAUUGUCGCAGAGGAGGUUGCGGAGGGUCAUGUCAGCUGGGCUGCCAUCAAGCUUUUCCUGACAAGCUUGGGUGGACAAUACCCCGUGCUGUUCUGGUUCACCUUCAUCGGUUUCAUGGGUCUGACUGAUCUCAUCAACACCAUUCAAACUUGGUUCUUAGGCCAAUGGGCUGCGCAAUACGAGAUUAAGUCGCCUUCCGAGGUCAACGUCACUUUCUAUCUGUCUGGCUACAGCAUACUACUGCUUCUCGCUACCAUCUUCUUCACUACUGCUUAUGCGCUAUACUAUUGGGGAAGCAUGAGGGCCUCCAGGAUCCUCCAUCAAAAGCUCAUUUCCUCAGUGCUUGGAACGACCCUUCGUUGGCUUGAUACGACACCAACGUCCCGUGUCAUUACUCGCUGCACUCAAGACGUGCGGGCAGUUGACGGUCCAUUCGCUCAGGGAAUCGGUUGGAUGGUAGAGCUCACGAUGACCAUGCUUGUGAAGCUGGGCGCGGUCGUAGCCUUCACUCCGAUCUUCCUCAUUCCCGGUUCCUUUGUCGCUGCCAUUGGGGGUUGGAUUGGCAGGAUUUACAUGAAAGCCCAACUAUCCGUCAAGCGAGAGAUGAGCAAUGCCAAAGCUCCUGUCAUGGGUCACUUUGGUGCAGCUAUAAACGGACUUCCGUCGAUCCGUGCAUAUGGUGCCGAAGAAGCCUUCAAGCGUGAGUCCCUGAAGCGCAUCGACCGUUAUACGACUACUGGUCGCAUGUUCUACAACCUGAAUCGCUGGGUCUGUAUUCGUAUCGAUGGUUUCGGAGCUAUAUUCUCUGCUGGUUUGGCCGCCUAUCUUGUCUACGGCCGUCAAGAUCUGCAAGCUUCCAACAUCGGUUUCUCGCUGAACAUGGCAGUUGGCUUCAGCUCGAUGAUCCUUUGGUGGGUUCGUAUUCUAAACGAAGUCGAGGUCAACGGCAACAGUCUUGAGCGUAUCGAAGGUUACAUCACCAUUGAGCAAGAGCCCAAACCGACGGAGGGCGGACAACCUCCUGCCUAUUGGCCCUCGAGCGGCGACCUGCGCGUCGAAGGACUUACUGCACGCUAUUCCUCAGAUGGUCCUAAGGUUCUCAAGAAUCUCGACUUCCACAUCAAGUCUGGAGAGCGUGUCGGUAUCGUUGGACGGACAGGCAGUGGCAAGAGCUCGCUCACGCUGUCUCUUUUGCGCUGUAUCUUCACGGAAGGACAAGUCUACUAUGACGGCAUACCUACGAGCUCUCUCAACCUGGAUGCUCUUCGGUCAAAUAUUACUAUCAUCCCCCAAGUGCCGGAGCUUCUGAGUGGAACUCUUCGUCAAAACCUUGAUCCCUUUGACCAGCACGAUGAUGCGGUUUUGAACGAUGCUUUGCGCUCCUCUGGUCUUUAUUCUGUUCAGGAAGAAGACGAAGAGAGCAAGCUCACCCUCGACAGCGCCAUCGCAAGCGGUGGCGGCAAUCUCUCUGUCGGCCAACGCCAGAUCCUUGCUCUCGCUAGGGCCAUGGUCCGCGGAAGCAAGCUGCUGAUCCUUGAUGAAGCAACCUCCGCUAUCGAUUACAAGACGGACACUGCCAUCCAGGAGUCACUCCGGCAAGAGUUGAAGAGAGGUAUCACCCAGAUCAUCGUAGCUCAUCGCUUGCAGACCAUUAUCGACGCAGAUAAGAUUAUGGUCCUGGAUGCUGGCUGUUUGGUCGAGUUCGGCAGCCCUUGGGAGCUUCUCCAAAACGAGAGGGGGAAGUUCCGCGCGCUUGUCGACGAAAGUGGUGACAAGGAUGCCCUCUACGACACAGCAAGAAACGCUGACGCGAGCGGAAGUUCCUGAUUACCACCGCCUACGUCGAUAUUUACCAUCUAUAUUCCAUUUUUGCUACAGUCGGACAUGUCUAUGUAACGUAAAUAUAUCCGGUACACGAAAUGUGUUAGGUCCCUUCGCAUUCAAGAUUUCCUAUAAAUGUGCAGCAUCGUGACCAUAUUGAUCAGACGACAUGCAACCCUCUAUGUGGUAUCAAGACUCAAAGAGUGAUGUUAACCUCAACCUGAUGUUCACCAACAUAUUGUGCCGAAACGUGAGUGAGAUCCUGCACGACGAAGGUUGGGAAGAUCACCGGAGCAUCCGAAUCGGAACUGUCUUGUUUAAUGACGAAACCACCCUGGUUUUCCCGCUCUUCAAAGCUUUUCCCUAGACGGGUGAGAGCUUCGCGAAGUUCUUUCAUGAGAUUUUCACGCGUGUCAUGGGACGUGCAUACGGCGAGGGUCCUCGCGCCCGCGUUUAACCCUGCGAUCAGUCCAGACGGUGCGUCUUCUACAACCAGACAUUUCUUGGGAUCCGCUUGACAAGCCUCGGCGCCCUUGAGGUAGGGGGCGGGAUGCGGCUUGCCUUGCGGGAUGUCAUCGGCCGUGACAAACCGCUUCGGAAGGGGUAUUCCACAGAUCUUCAGUGCCCGAGGCGUGUACCAGCUGGACGCCGAGGUGACGAUGGUCCAUCUUUGCCUUGGCUCGUUCUUCUCCGCCGAGAGCUGUUCCACCUUGAGCUGGUUGAGGAGCUUCUCUACUCCAGGAAGGAUCUGUGGUUGACCUCCCAGCUUAUUUUCUGGUGCAUUCUCGUCCGUGUUAUCAUCUUCUUCGCCAAUGACGGCCCUCUCGAACCGCAUGAUCUCAUCCUGGAGCUUCUGCCCGCUGAGCUCGGGCUCGCUCUCCGUCUUGCAAAAAUCCUUGAGGCUGUCAAGGAGACGUCUGCCAUGAGAUGCAUUUGCCGCCGCUACGGGAUCGAAAUGGUAUGUUUUGGAGAAGAUCGCCCAUGCUUUGAGCACUCCGGGGGUGGAAUCGAUCAGAGUCCCGUCCAUGUCAAACAGGAUAGCAUCGACAGUAACAGUUUCUGUG
This is a messenger RNA of Coniophora puteana RWD-64-598 SS2, 5999 nucleotides long. RefSeq lists its product as uncharacterized. Gene Ontology annotation, biological process: transmembrane transport. Gene Ontology annotation, molecular function: ATP hydrolysis activity; ABC-type peptide transporter activity; ATP binding. Gene Ontology annotation, cellular component: fungal-type vacuole; membrane. The transcript has 40 exons. The record is from RefSeq and is a predicted model, not a curated record. Bases 76 to 4941 code for a protein of 1621 amino acids. Lineage: Eukaryota; Fungi; Basidiomycota; Agaricomycetes; Boletales; Coniophoraceae.